CGGCUCACUAGUCGACCACGCGACUCGACGCGACGCUGGACAUGGCUGCGCUCAUGGGUGCUUCGUGGUGGAUAUUGACAUCCUUAUUGCUGCUGGGUACAUCAUCAGCUGACGAUCCGCCGAAAGCUGAACCCCGUGGAGACACCUACUUGGACGCUUAUGCAGACUCAUAUGGCAGGGGCGACCUCAUCGGUGCCAAUGGAGAAGGAGGUUACUUUGGAGAACCCAGUCCAGUGUAUGGUGGGCCAGUUGGAGGUGGGCCCAGUGGCAAUUAUGGCCCUCCACCGAGUGGAAUCUACGGUCCACCACAACCACGGCCUGUUUACGGACCGCCACACCUGCCCAAUGGGGGACCCUACCCAGCACCAGUGCGCCCACCCCUCCACGACCAUCACCAUCACCAUCACGACCACCACGACCUCUCCCCGGCACCCUAUGCUGCUCCCGAUCACUUCUUCCCACCUAUCCCCUUCGAUAUCAGCCUGCUCUUCAAGAUAAUCCUAAAAGUGGUCAUCUUCAAACUGAUUGUCAAGUUUAUUGCUGUCAUAUGCCUUCUGCUCUUUUUGCCAGCCCUCGAGAUAUACAAGAAAGGCAUGGGCAUGGUGGGCGGCGGGGCUGGCAAUAGCAGUGGGGAUGCUGAUGAUGACCGGGCCUUCUCAGGCAUGGUGGAGGCUCGAGCGCUGAACGAGCUAACGCAUAGAGUGACGUCAGCUCUGGAUGCUUUCACCGGCCGCAGCGGUGAGCAGUGCAGUGACGCAUGGAGCUGCAGGUUGCAGAGGACAUUCCAGGAAAUCGACCGUCGAACCAGCAUACCCAGGUUGCUGGUUGAAUAUCUGCCUCCACUGAUGCCCGACAGCAACACGACGUCUAUCUACAGAGAUCAGCAGGCUGCCAACCGGCAGAAAAAGCUCAGAUGAAAGGAACGCCUUAUCUAUUUAUUUAUUUAUUAAUUUAUUUAUUUAUACAUUUACUGGUUAUUUAUUUUUAAAAAUAAUUUAAUUUACGGACAUGUGUAAAUAAAAGUAUUUUCUUUUAAAA
Messenger RNA from Schistocerca gregaria, 1038 nucleotides. RefSeq lists its product as uncharacterized. Bases 42 to 917 code for a protein of 291 amino acids. The record is from RefSeq and is a predicted model, not a curated record. The transcript has 5 exons. Lineage: Eukaryota; Metazoa; Arthropoda; Insecta; Orthoptera; Acrididae.